Messenger RNA from Cucumis melo (muskmelon), 1861 nucleotides. RefSeq names its product adenylate isopentenyltransferase 5, chloroplastic-like. Gene Ontology annotation, molecular function: tRNA dimethylallyltransferase activity. Bases 413 to 1399 code for a protein of 328 amino acids. Gene Ontology annotation, biological process: cytokinin biosynthetic process; tRNA modification. The record is from RefSeq and is a predicted model, not a curated record. Gene Ontology annotation, cellular component: mitochondrion. The transcript is spliced from 2 exons. NCBI's taxonomy places the organism in Eukaryota, Viridiplantae, Streptophyta, Magnoliopsida, Cucurbitales, Cucurbitaceae.
CACCAGCAAUAUAUAUAUAAAUACCCCAAACCAAUCUUAUCAUUGCUUUGUGGAGAGAUAUAAGAUGAACAUCAUUUGGUAGUGAUUGAUCAUAAACUUUAAACAAAAAAAAAAAAAAAAAAUCAUACAAACAUCAUUUUCUCACAAAUUAAAUAUCCAUUAGAUCCCCCUCUUCCAUAUUCUUUCUUUCUCUACAAGUAUAUAUUGAAAUAUAUAUCAUACUUGUAGAGCUUACCGCUUUGAUAAAGCAUAUACUUCCAUUUUCGUACGCUUUCGCUUUCUAUUUUCUCUCUUCGUUUUUCGCUAUCACCAUCUUUUAAGAAGAGGUUCUGUACAUAUACUUGUAUUACGCAUCUUCCGACACAAGUUUUCUUCGGUGCAAAGGAUCAAUAUAUCAUCGUCAGUCAAAGGAAUGAAAAUUUGGUUAUCGACGAGCUGCAAGCAAGUUGCGGUGGAGCCGCCGCUGGUAAACUUUCAAGGCACAAACAAUAACACACUGAAUUUGGAACCAUUUUUCCGGCGAAAAGACAAAGUGGUAUUUGUAAUGGGAGCUACCGGCACCGGAAAAUCACGUUUGGCAAUUGAUUUAGCCACUCGUUUCCCAGCUGAGAUUAUAAACUCCGACAAAAUCCAAGUCUACAAAGGACUCAAAGUUCUCACCAAUAAAGUCACUGAAAAAGAAUGUCGUGGUGUCCCACAUCACCUCCUUGGAAUCGCCGAUCCCAAUUCAAACUUCACUGUCGCCGACUUCCGCCGCCAUGCCUCAUCGGCGAUCAACUCCAUUAUUGUAGGAAAACGUCGGCUCCCUAUUCUGGCUGGCGGCUCCAACUCCUUCAUCGAAUCACUUGUAGAGGAGGAGCCUGAGUUUCGUUACCGUUAUGAUUGUUGCUUCUUAUGGGUGGACGUUUCAUUACCGAUCCUCAACUCCUUCGUGUCGGAACGUGUUGAUCGAAUGUUGGAAAAUGGAUUAGUUAAUGAGGUACGGAAUUUAUUUGAUCCUAAUGGAUUAGGAAAUGAUUAUGGACGUGGAAUUCGACGCGCCAUUGGAGUGCCGGAACUCGAUGCAUUUCUACGUGCUGAGAUGGAUUCUACCACGGAUGAUAAAGCUCGAUCUCGAAUCCUUAAGGCGGCUAUUUUGAAAAUAAAAGAAAAUACAAUAAAAUUGGCAUGUCGUCAACAGCAAAAGAUUCACCGCCUCCAAAACAAAUGGCGGGGAUGGAAUAAUUUCCAUCGUAUCGACGCUACCGAAGUGUUCCUACAACUCGACAACGGAGAAGACUAUUCGUCUGAUAAUGCUUGGGAGACACUUGUGGUAGAGCCAAGCUUUAUGAUCAUUGACCAAUUUCUCUCUAAAAAUAGUUUCAAACUUACGAAAAAAGUGUUCAACGCAGUUUUUUGAAUAAUUCUUUUUCAGCUUUUAAGAGUUCAUCACUCGUCCAAAUGAUGGCACGUGACAACAACAUGAAAGAACAUCUUUCACUAUUGUGUAUGGGAGGAGAUACACUCAUCUUUAUGCAUUUUGAUUUAAUUAUACAAAUAAGAAGUGUUUGUCAUGUACAAACUAUGCGAUUGGAUUGGAUAGCGUUAGAUAAGUUACAUGAGAAUGAUGGUUUCUUCUUUUUUUUUAAAGUGUUUAGAUUAGUUUUAUUGUAAAAGUUAAAUAAAUUAAAAGAUAGGGUUAUUGAGUUUAUAGGUGGAAUCUGCACGUGCGGCUACUUAUCUAUAGUUUCUUUUCCCACGUGUGUGGAGCUGCUUUGGUGUAGUUGUAUUUGUAUUGUAAUUUUUGUUUUUAAAGUUGGAGAUGUCCACGUGUCUUGAUGGAUAUGGAUGAUUGGAAUAAUAUGAAAAGGAGAUUUACUAA